AUGUGCCUAUUUUACAUGUCCAUCUAUGCAGCCAUCUACCUACCUGUUGAUUUAUUUUUUUAUUAUUAUGAACAAAAGCUAAAAGUGGGGUGCUGGUUACAGGUAAAGGAGGGACAAACUGAAGAUGUGGUGGAAGUUGAUGGCCACGACAAUCCAUUCUUGUGUUGUGGCAGUGAAGUGGUUGAUGGGUCUGCUCGAAUGCUUGUUACUGCAGUUGGGAAGAACAGAUGGACCCAGAAAAUUCAUUUACAAGGGGAAAUGAUAAAUCAGUCCCAACUACUAAUCUCAGUGAUUCGUAAAUUUGGUCAUGCAAUGGCUUUCGUGAUUCUGUUGGUUAAGUUGGCUCACUUGUUUUCCGGGAAAAUAAGCGAUGGCCAAGGAAAGAGGAUAAUUAUUGGAGGGGGAGAACCUAUCCCUAUCGUUGAUGUAUUGAAAGCUUUAGUUGGAAUUGUAGCUACUCCAGCCAUGGUUGCAGCAACCUCAGCUCCAGAAGGUCUGUUGUUGGCUGUCAAGAUUACUUUUGUUUAUUCAAUGAAGAGAAUGUUGAAUGAUGAUAACGUUGUAUUGAGGAGACCUUCACUCUGUGAUGCAAUUGGAUCGGUUACCACCAUAUGCACCAACAUGACUGGCAGUCUGAUCGACUACGACGAGGUGAAAGAGUUCUGCCUGGGUUUGAGGUCCGUUGAACAAAUUACUACCAAUUUGGCUGCGCCAGCUGUUAUUGAAUUGCUUCACCAAGGAAUCGGUCUAAAUGCAGGUUUGUUCCAAUCUCCCCAAAAUCCCAUCGAAAAAGUAAUUUCCGAUUGGGCCAGUCAAAAAACCGGAAUGAGCAUAGAAUCAUUGAACAGAAAUUGUACCAUUCUUGAAAUUAAACCCUUUAGCUCAAUGGAUAGACAAAGCGCGGUUUUGAUAAGAAAGAAUGGCGACAACAAGAUUCAUGCGCACCAUAAAGGGGCUCCUGAGGUGAUAAUACCCUCAUGCUCUCACUAUUAUGAAGCCGACGGAACUGUCAAACUCAUUAACCAAGAUGCACUGUUGUCGUUGGAUCAAAUACUUGAAGGCAUGUCAAAGAAUGGCCUCAGGUGCAUUGCUUUCGCUCAUAAAACAACAUCGACACGAGAUUGUUUUCCUGGUCGACAGUUGAUCUUAUUAGGCCUUGUUGGUCUAAAAAACUCGCUUAGAGAUGGAGUUGAAGAUGUUGUGAAAGAUUGCCAACGUGCUGGAGUGAACAUCAAGAUCAUCACAGGAAACAACAUUCAAACUGCCAGAGCUAUGGCCAUGAAAUGUGGUGUAGUUGGGGCGAAUGAACAACCUGGAGAAGUAGUACAAAGAUUGGAAUUUCGGCAGUACAUUCAAGAGGAGAGAAUGGAAAAAGUUGUCAACAUCUGUGUGAUGGCAGAAGCCAGCCCUCAAGAUAAAUUGCUUAUGGUGCAAUGCUUGAAACAGAAGGGCCAUGUUGUUGCAGUUAUUGGGUGUGGGAUUGGAGAUGUGCAGGCAUUGAGGGAAGCUGAUGUAGGACUAUGUCUUGGUACUAAAGGUGCCGAUAUAGCCUGGGCCUGCUCAGAUAUUGUCAUCCAGGAAAAAAAUCUGGCUUCUGUAAUAAGCAUUUUGAGUUGGGGAAGAGGCAUUUUUGAGGGUGUGCAGAUAUACACUCAGUUCCUGCUCAUUACCAGUUUUGUUGCUCUGGUGACCGACUUUGUGAUGGCAAUUUCAACAGGUGAAACCCCGAAUAUUGGUGCAGUGGCAUUGUUAUCAGCUGGUAAAGUCCCAUAUCCAGUUCUUCAAAUAAUGUGGGUGAAGCUGAUGAUGGAUACAUUGACUGCUCUGGCUGUGAUUAUGAAGCAGCCUGCUGAAGAGCUUAUGAAUCGACCACCUCGGGGAAGGAAUGGACCUCUAAUGACCAACAUCAUGCUGGGGAACAUAAUGGUUCAAGCUUUAUAUCAGAUAGCCAUCCUCCUAACCAUACAUUUGAAGGGAAAAUCAAUCUUCAAUGUCGAUCCGAAUGCAAACGGUACAUUUAUCCUCAAUACUUAUGUUCUCUGCCAGAUAUUCACCAUAUUCAAUGUUGAGAAGAAUGUAUUUCAGGAUAUAAGAAAGAAAAAACUGUUUUGGGGGAUCAUUGGGAUAAUCAUUAUUCUUCAAGUGCUGAUGGUGGAAGUUCUGGACAGGUUUGCAGACACUGCAAGGCUCGAUUGGGGUCGGUGGGGCACAAGUUUUGCACUUGCUGCUGUUUCUUGGCCAAUAAGUUGGAUUGUGACGUGCAUAUCUGAACUAGAAGCAGCCAUUUUUAGCAGUUCCAAUUGGCCAAAAUCCGAGUAUGGAGUCAAAUGA
Ilex paraguariensis (yerba mate) is the source of this 2331-nucleotide messenger RNA. The record is from the annotation of a GenBank genome assembly. Lineage: Eukaryota; Viridiplantae; Streptophyta; Magnoliopsida; Aquifoliales; Aquifoliaceae.